Molecule: messenger RNA, 381 nt
Organism: Caenorhabditis auriculariae
Lineage: Eukaryota; Metazoa; Nematoda; Chromadorea; Rhabditida; Rhabditidae
Source: the annotation of a GenBank genome assembly
AUGAUUCUCUAUGGUUCGGAAACAUGGACUCUGAAGAAGAAAGAGAGGGACCUUCUGGCAACGGCACAGCGGAAAAUGAUGCGAUGGAUGCUCGGAGUAACAUUGCUCGAUAGAAGAAGAAACUCCUGGCUCUAUGAAAAGUUGAAACUACGCGAAGUUCGGUCGGAAGCUGUGAAGAGAAAAUGGCUUUUCGCCAAGAUUAUCGCUAGGGGAGAAGACACGUGGGCGAAGAAAAUCGUGGAAUGGCGUCCAUGGGCAAAAACGCGUGAAGUUGGACGACCUAAACCUCGUUGGCGAGAUGACCUACGAGCAGUUCUUGGUGAAAGAUGGGCGACAGUUGCGCGAACCGACAAACAUCUCUUCAAAUAUUACAUGAUUUAG